AUGAAUUCGUCAUCGCAAUUUUAAAUCUUUAAAAAAUCCAAGCAAACGCAUUCCCUCCAUCCACCUAGAAACAGAAGGGGAAAGCAACCGCCGCACCCACUUCUCCUCCAUCCUCUCGAUUCUCUCUCCCUCGCGUCCCGCCACCGCCACCGCCGUCCACCGUGGGAUCCAAGAAACGGGUUCCUCGCGCGCUCAUGUCGUCUUCUUCCUUCGGAUGCCAAUGUCUCGCCAUGCCCAUGCCAGCCACCGUCCUCAGCUCUUCCUUGUGACAAGAACGAGCCUUCUCUUCCUCGUCGUCCUCGCCGGCUUCGUCCUCGACGUGUCCUCUGCAUCGCGGCAGUUCUCCACGGUGGCCAUCUCCCAUGCGCCGAAAGCCACCCUCGUCUGCGCGCUCGUCCUCACCGGCGAUGCGUCCGCCUCCGGCUCCAAUUCCAAGCUGCACUGCACUUCGUUGCCCGACGGAGGGCAAUUCGUCUACCCUUCCGCCGACAUCCCCUACAACGCAAUCGCCGCCGGUACCGACUUCCUCUGCGGACUCAUGGCCCCCAUCGGUGGACACGCCGCCAUGCGCUGGUGGUCCUUCUCCGAGGAGGCCGCUGCGAACAGGUCCCGCCCCGUCGGCCGCCGCCUCUACUGGGGCCCUUCCCUCCGCGCGCUCUCCGCUGGCGGCCCCCACGCCUGCGGCCUCUCCGACGCUCACGACCCCACCUGCUGGGAGUGGCCGAACCUCAAGCUCCCCAAAGGUCUCGACUUUUCCCGCAUCGCGCUCGGCCAAGACUUCCUCUGCGGCAUCGUCUCCGGCAACGACACCGCCAUGCACUGCUUCGGCAGCAUGAAGGCGCCGUCACUGCUGCCGACGCCGGCGGCCUUCAAGACAGUUGCCGCAGGCAACCGGCACGCGUGCGCGGUGGACGAGGAGGGCGGCUUCGCCUGUUGGGGCGACGGCGUCCCGGUGGUGCCGGCCUCCGAGCUACCGGACGACAUGUGGGCCAUGGCGCUCGGCCACAACACUACGUGCAUCCUCGACAGCAACGGCAUCGUGCGGUGCUGGGGCGGCGUGCCGGUGCCGGAGCAGUACAAGCACACGGCCUUCGUGGCCAUCGAGGCCGACGGCGACGCCGUCUGCGGCAUCUUGAUGAGCAACUACUCCGUCGCGUGCUGGGGGAGGAGCGAUCACUUCGACAGCGGCCACAUCAUCUACAACGGCACCAUGCCCGGCGCCUGCUCGCCCAAACGGAGCUGCCCCUGCGACAUCAUCCCGGGAUCAGGGGCGCUCUGCGGCAACGGCGGCGGCGAGGGCGGCAUCGAGCUCGCCGUGUGCAACCCUUGCACGCUGCCGCUGAACGCGUCCAGGAUCGUCAUCGCCAACGGGAUGAACGAGAAGGCGGCGGCGUCCGACGGCGACGGUGGCGGUAUGAGGAAGACCUUGGUGGUCGCGUUCAGCGUGGCCGGCGUCGGUGCCGCAGUGCUCGCGGCGGUGGGGACGGCGUUUUACCUCGUGGUGUUCAGGAAGUGGGACAAGAAGGUGCACGUCACCGUGCGGCUCGGCGAGUCCUCGUCGCGGCGGCUGUGCCGUGAUGCGGAGAACAUGGUCAUGCCGGCGCCGCAGGUCUCGCCGCUGCGGCCCGCGCGGGCCCUCGGGUGCGAGGAGUUCACACUCAGGGAUCUGUCGCGCAUGACCAACGGCUUCGCGGAAGAGAGGAAGAUCGGGAAAGGCAGCUUCGGGUCGGUGUACCGCGCGAAGCUCCCCGACGGACGCGACGUCGCCAUCAAGCGGGCUGAGCGCGGAAGCGGGCGCAGGCGGCGGCGCAUCGACGCGGAGCGCGCGUUCCGGGCGGAGCUGCGGCUGCUGUCGCGCGUGAACCACCGCAACUUGGUGCAGCUCCUCGGCUUCUGCGAGGAGCGCGGCGAGCGCAUCCUCUUGUUCGAGUUCAUGCCCCACGGCGCGCUCCACGAUCACCUCCACGGCAGCCGCGCCGGCGCUGGCUACUCCCCGCUGUUCGCGUCGUGGGAGGCGCGGCUCCGCGUGGCGCUGGACGCGGCUCGCGGCAUAGAGUACCUGCAUUGCUACGCCGUGCCGCCCAUCAUCCACCGCGACGUGAAGCCGUCCAACAUCCUCCUCGACGGCGAGUGGACGGCCAAGGUCUCCGACUUCGGCCUGUCGCUCGCCAGCGGCGGCGGCGCGGCGCAGGCUGCCUGCUCGACGUCGGCCACGGCCGGCACAGUCGGGUACAUGGACCCGGAGUACUACAGGCUGCAGGAGCUCACCGAGAGGAGCGACGUGUACAGCUUCGGCGUCGUGCUGCUGGAGGUGGUCACCGGCCGGAAGGCCAUCCACCGGACGAGCGAGGACGGCAGCGGAUCGCCCCGGAACGUCAUCGAAUUCGCUGUGCCGGCCGUCGAGACGGGCAACAUCACCAACAUCCUCGACGGCCGCGUACCCCCGCCGCGCGGCCACGAGGUCGAGGCGGUGGCGCGCGUCGCCAAGAUCGCCUCCGAGUGCGUCCGGCCGCGCGGGCGCGCCCGGCCGAUCAUGUCCGAGGUCGUGGCCGAGCUCGAGUGGGCUGUCACGCUCUGCGAGGAGUCCGUGACCGCCGCCAACGCCGGGCAGCACAGCUCCCGGCACGGCGGCUCCGACAUGUCGCGCUCGCACUCACGCUCCGAGUCCGACGACCCGAGCCCGUUCCACACCCGCGAGCUUGGGUUUGGGUUUGGGUUUGGGCCGGGCCGGGCCGCAACGCAUGGCAGGUCUCACUCAACAAUGUAAAAUCAUUUUUAUUUUUUCUUUUCUUUUUUCACGGUUGGUAUAGUUAGCUAGGCUUAAUUAGUUGCUGUCCAUAAACAUUUUUAAAAGGAAAACAUGUUUAUCAUGUUGUCGAUUGUUAUAAUUCAAAUUUUUUAUUUGGAGAGAGAGAGAGAGAGAGAGAGAGAGAGAGAGAGAGAGAGAGAGAGAGAGAGAGAGAGAGAGAGAGAGAGAGAGAGAGAGAGAGAGAGAGAUCAGUGUUUGACAAGAUCUGACAUGUAGAGCUUGACAGAGAAGAAGAUUGGAGCUGAUUUUUGGUUUUUA
Phragmites australis (common reed) is the source of this 3067-nucleotide messenger RNA. Its product is annotated as serine/threonine-protein kinase-like protein CCR4. Gene Ontology annotation, biological process: protein phosphorylation. Lineage: Eukaryota; Viridiplantae; Streptophyta; Magnoliopsida; Poales; Poaceae. The record is from RefSeq and is a predicted model, not a curated record. The transcript has a single exon. The coding region runs from base 215 to 2767 and encodes 850 amino acids. Gene Ontology annotation, molecular function: ATP binding; protein serine/threonine kinase activity.